Molecule: messenger RNA, 1989 nt
Organism: Penicillium alfredii
Lineage: Eukaryota; Fungi; Ascomycota; Eurotiomycetes; Eurotiales; Aspergillaceae
Product: SET domain-containing protein
Exons: 5
Coding region: 1-1989 (662 amino acids)
Molecular function (GO): protein binding
Source: RefSeq, a predicted model, not a curated record
AUGCAUCCGAUCGUGCGACACCCGGUCGUCACGAAGUUAGCAGAGCUAUUUGAGAAUGCUGAUUUUUCUACUCAACUCGGCUCCGCAUUGGCUUCUUUCGGCCAACACGAUGGAGUCUACGUGCGUAUUGACGCAGUAAUAUGCGCUUCAAAUAGUAUCACGUCAAAUGCCACCGAGGAUGGUGACAAGUCGCUCCCCCUGGGAUGGUUGAGCAUGGAAAAGAAUCGCUCCUUGACCAUAACGCCGAGUCAGGCUGCUUGCCCCAAGCCCGCAGCACCGACUAGCUCCGAUUCGCAAUCCAGUCAUUGUGCCGGCCCAGUGACGCUCCGGUCCACAUCCAGGAACGACCUCGACAAGCCCAGACACAAGACCGUCAGUGGGCUGCGACCAUCAAAGUCAUCUGCCAUAGCAGUGGUGACACAGGAUUCGGGUUCCGAUAGUGAUGCAGAUGCUGCGGGUUGUCUGCGAGCAUCUAAUGUUAGAAUCGAGCCGUCAGUCCGGCAAUUUCACAGCGAUACCCGCUUUCCUCAGCGCAAGAAGCCCAUGAAAAGCACGACUCCGCCCACUUUACAGCCUUCGACCAUAGAUAAGCUCAUUUCAGGAAUCUGGCGACAGGUGCACUCUCCAAUCACCCUGAGCGUUUCGUUUCCGGUGCAUUUCCCCAUGACUAUUGGUCGUUAUGAUCUACCAUCGCUGACUGAAGUACAGGAUCGCAGGCCCGAGUUCAAUCUCCGAACUGGUGUUAGUCAAUCAGUUUUCCAAGCAAUCAAUGGUCUAUGCAAAAUGUACUAUGACCAGAGCCGGUCAUCGCGGGCUUUGGAACUGGUAGUGCAGGCUUACUGGGUGGAGUGUUUCGAAGCACGAAUUGCAUCCAUUCGUCUCGAUAACCCGAGCUAUACGAACCUCGAAGCUCGAAUGGCAGCCCUGAAAGAAGCUUGCAACACACUAGGCUGGCAGGAAAAAGAUCUCAGAAACAAGAUGGCUGUUUGGCGUGGCUACAAAGAAAUAAAAGAUGCUGGGGGCUGGGCUAGCUUGAUCUUUGCCGGGUCCGGGGUUUAUCGCUUCUGCAAAUAUAGGAUCGGCUUUGACAACGGCCUUACUACUCGGUUGCGCCACAUCGCUUUUAGUCUUGAAGUUGCGGCCGAUACUCUCCAUCCUGGUUGGCGAGACCUUCUCCGUGUCAUUAGCCUAAAUGAGCCAUGUCGAUAUUCCGGCCACCCUCAUGAAUGGGUCACAGUUGAUACUGGGCCAGCACUGCCACUCAAAAGCACAUACUCUCACAUGGUAUUACCCUAUGGCUUCAAUUACGAAUUCGUGGAUGACUGUGUGGUCGACCGAGAUGUGUUUGGGGAAGAUGACCCUAGACGAGGGCUAGGCAUAGGCCCUGAUAUUUGCCAAACGUGUAAGGAACGGCAGUCUGAUGAUGUGAUCCGCAACCACUGUUCUUGUUUCCCGUCUUUGUUUGGUGGUGUUCGUCAUCCUCCUCCCGUCCAAUUAUAUCACACUGCUAGUGGGAAGAACAAUGGGGUGAUCGCCCGCUGCGUACGUUGCAAGAAACCCUUCUCGUCUUUUUAUAGUCUCGACUUUGGUAAAAUCUUCACUAACUUUAAGAAGCCGUUCGAACGAGGCACGGCUAUUGCCGAAUUUGUCGGUCUCGUCACUUACGGAAUUGACGGUCUAGACGUGAUGAUGGGCGGAACCCAAGAAAGACCGUAUCAGAUCUUCCAAGGCCAAAAGGGCAAUUUCACUCGUUUUAUCAACCACUCGUGUCGCCCCAAUAGCCAAUUCCAGAAGUUCUAUUGGUGCGGGAUAGAACGCAUACUUGUGGUCUCUCGCGGAGUGCCCGCUGGCAGUGAAAUAACAGUCGAUUAUUCGGAUUUCUACUGGGGGAAGCUUCAGAAGAACUGUUUAUGUGGGGAGUCCGGCUGCCGUUUUGCUCAUCGGGUUGAGACUGAGGCGACGAGCUUGCCCUCUCUGCAAGAGGCAUGA